Molecule: messenger RNA, 2531 nt
Organism: Cuscuta epithymum
Lineage: Eukaryota; Viridiplantae; Streptophyta; Magnoliopsida; Solanales; Convolvulaceae
Source: the annotation of a GenBank genome assembly
UGCCGGAGUCACACGCCAAGGGGCUUAUUUGUACGGUUCCGCCUGAUCUUAUUUACCCAUUUACCAAGCGACGAUAUUAGGAAAGGGGAUUUACUCAAAAACUAAACCAACAUAGAUGCUCAUGAACUUUUUUAGCUGUAAAAAAGAUCAAGCAGCACAAUCAUUCACUGUUAAAAAACUAAAUCAAUCACGGGCACGGUAUCCAUGCGAAGGGCUCUUCAAGUGUACAAUUGUUUCAGAAACCACACCUCACUUUGUGUCCUCCGUUCCUCUACUUUUUCAACUGCAGCCCUAAAAAAAAUUCACACUGAUCAGACAAAAUCCCUGAUAAGCUUUAAUUCCCAGAUAUCAGAAAAUGGCCGAAAAGGGAACAUUGAAGAGGCGGAGUCAAUUUUCUUUCGCAUGCCCACUAAGAAUGUUGUUACUUGGACAGCAAUGUUGUCUGCGUACGGCCAAAAUGGGCAGCUAAAUAAAGCCCGGGAACUGUUUGACAAAAUACCCCAACGAACUGUUGUGUCAUGGAAUGCGAUGUUGACUGCCUAUAUGAGGUGCAGCUUUGAUGUGGAUGAGAUUUUUAAGUUCUUCCUUGCAAUGCCAGAGAGAAAUGCGGUGUCUUUUGCAGCUAUGGUCACAGGGUUUGUUAUUGCAGGGAGAUUCAGUGAGGCUGAGAAAUUGUAUCAUGAGACUCCUGUAGUUUUCCGUGAGCCCGUCUGUUCAAAUGCCAUGAUAAAUGGGUAUUUGAAAAAUGGGAAGUUGGAGGAGGCAGUCCGGGUUUUCGAGAAUAUGAGGGGAAAAGACAUUGUUUCAUACAGUUCAAUGGUUGAUGGGUAUUGUAAAAGUGGGAAUUUUAUUGAGGCUAGAAAGUUGUUUGAUGCUAUGUGGGAGAGGAACAACGUAACUUGGAGUUCAAUGAUGAAUGGUUAUAUGAGGGCAGGGUCCUUUGAGGAUGGGUUUGCAUUAUUUCAGCAAAUGAGAAGGGAAGGUGAAGUGAGAGUUGAGCCAACUACAUUGACUAUUAUUUUUGAAGCAUGUGGUAAAUACAAAAAAUGUGAAUUAGGAUUUCAAAUUCAUGGAUUGGUCUUGCAAUUAGGACAUAUAUGUGAUGUUUUCUUAAGCAAUUCCAUCAUAACCAUGUAUUCCAGAUUUGGUUGUACCUAUGCGGCUAGAAGUGCAUUUGAUGCAAUGAUAAGUAAGGAUAUAGUUUCAUGGAAUUCUCUUAUCAGCUGUUAUGUUCAAGGAGGAAGACUUGAAGAAGCUUAUGAACUUUUUGUGAAGGCUCCAGAGAAGGAUGUGGUUUCUUGGACUACUUUACUUAUGGGGUUCACUAAAAAAGGCUUAAUUGAGAAGGGCCUUACUUUGUUCAAGCGGAUGCCAGAGAAAGAUGUCAUUGCUUGGUCUUCUAUGAUUUCUGGCUUUGUUCACAAUGCAGCAUAUGAGGAAGCUUUUUGUUUGUUUGUGCAGAUGAUUAAGAGUUCGGUUCGACCAAAUCCUAUAACUUUAUGUAGUAUGCUCAGUGCUUCGGCUGGCUUGGCAGUAUUGAGUCAAGGCUUGCAAAUACAUGCCCAUGUUCUCAAAAUGUGUUUGGAAUUUGAUUUGCUGAUCCAGAGCUCCCUCAUCUCAAUGUAUUCCAAGUGUGGAAGCGUAAACGAUGCCUAUAGAAUAUUCAUAUCUGUCAAGGAACCCAAUAUUUGUAUCUUCAAUGCCAUGAUAAUAGGAUUUUCCCAAAAUGGUUUAGGCAAUGAAGCACUUCAUUUAUUCAAAGAACUGGAGGGUAAAGGUGAAAUGCCUAAUGCCAUUACCCUUCUUGGAGUUCUGUUAGCCUGCACACAUUCCGGGAUGGUAGAAGAAGGAUGGAAUUACUUCAAGUCAAUGAUGUCAUUAUAUAUGAUUGAACCGGAGCUUGAUCACUAUGCAAUCAUGGUUGACAUCCUUGGUAAAGCAGGUUUGCUUGAUGAAGCAAUGAGUUUGAUCAAAUCAAUGCCACUUGAACCCCACUCCGGGGUUUGGGGUGCUCUUCUCAGUUCAAGUAGGACUCACUUGCGGCCUGAUCUUGCAAAGGUUGCGGCUGAGCAUAUUUAUAGAUUGGAACCAAGUAACUCAGCUCCUUAUGUUGCCCUAUCAGACAUGUACUCUUUCAUGGGGCAAAAAACGGAUGAGGAACAAGUGAGGUUGGCCAAAAGAUUGAUAGGGAUAAAGAAGAGCCCGGGUUGCAGUUGGAUUUUGUUGAAAAACAGUGUCAAUGUAUUCCUUUCAGGAGACACGUCUCAUAUAAACUUUAUUGAGAUCAAUUUAACAUUAAGGAUGGCUACUGAUCAAAUCAAAAGAUUAUGCUGUACAGAUGAUGAUGAUGAUGAUCUACUGUGAGAUAUUAUCAAUAAAAACGAUCAUCUUUGUCAUUCAUUGAAUUAUUUCAGCUGAACAUUCCUCUAAUGUACUGCGUAAUUAGCUCAACCAACACUCAAAUUUAUAAUUUAUGAUGACGAGUUUGGUUGAUCCUGCAGCAGAAGUAUAUCUAGUAUUUUCCAUGCCCU